CAUAGUGUGGAAGAUGACACGUAUUUUCAUCGUGGUUCUCCUCGUGGCUGCUGUCAUCGCGACUGCCGUGAGUUUCCCGCAGGAGGAGAAGAGGGGACUCCGCGUGGGCCAUUCGCGGGUUCGCGGGCGGCUGAGCCCGUGGAUUCGAUACAACUUAUAUCGAAAGAUGGCUGGCGCCCGCGCCCGUAAGGUUAGCAAGAGAAUGCCGGGAGAAGUCGAGGCCAUCCCGAAUGAGGUGAAAUCUUUCGGGAGCUACAAGGGAAAGCCGAAUGCCACCGACAUCGCCGAAGAUUUCGGAAUGAACAAGUUCCUGCGAAAACUACUCCCCUUCAUGAACUUCGCUACGGAGCAGGCCACGUUUUCCAACUACGACCAGCCUGAUAACGUUAAAUAGUAGGACUGUCUGUCGGAUGUCAACGUUGUAGCAAGGACGUUCUAUCAUAGAACGUCCUUAGUUGUAGACACCGCAUAAUUGUCACGUGCUGUAACGCAAUUAGUAG
Messenger RNA from Branchiostoma belcheri (Belcher's lancelet), 500 nucleotides. RefSeq lists its product as uncharacterized. The coding region runs from base 14 to 394 and encodes 126 amino acids. The transcript has 2 exons. Lineage: Eukaryota; Metazoa; Chordata; Leptocardii; Amphioxiformes; Branchiostomatidae. The record is from RefSeq and is a predicted model, not a curated record.